Messenger RNA from Arabidopsis arenosa, 1060 nucleotides. The record is from the annotation of a GenBank genome assembly. Lineage: Eukaryota; Viridiplantae; Streptophyta; Magnoliopsida; Brassicales; Brassicaceae.
AACACAUCUAACUAGCCCAUCUCCCAUCUCUCUCAAUUGUCACAAAAGAAAAAAACAAACAAAAACAUGGAUGGUGAGGAACCUCAAAUAGAUGGUGAAGUUAAUAACCAUGAGAACAAGUUGAAUGAAAAAAAGAAAUCAUGGGGAAAACUAUUUCGGCCUGAUUCUUUCAGCAUAGAAGCCGGACAAACUCCAACCAAUACCGGGCGUCCUUCAUUGAUGAGCUGGAGAACGACGAUGAGUUUGGCAUUUCAGAGCCUAGGAGUGGUGUAUGGAGAUAUCGGGACAUCGCCGUUGUAUGUGUACGCAAGUACUUUCACUAAAGGCAUCAAAGAUGAAGAUGAUGUCAUUGGCGUUCUCUCGCUCAUCAUCUACACUAUUACUCUUGUCGCACUCCUCAAAUAUGUCUUUAUUGUUCUUCAGGCUAACGACAACGGUGAAGGAGGAACAUUUGCAUUGUACUCAUUGAUAUGUCGGUAUGCAAAAAUGGGAUUAAUCCCAAACCAAGAACCGGAAGACAGAGAGCUCUCAAACUAUGCACUUGAACUUCCAACCACAGAGCUUAGAAGAGCCCAUAUGAUCAAAGAGAAGCUCGAGAACUCUAGAUUCGCUAAGAUCAUUCUCUUUCUCGUCACUAUUAUGGGCACUUCCAUGGUCAUUGGUGAUGGAAUCCUUACUCCUUCCAUCUCAGUACUUUCAGCAGUAAGUGGAAUCAAAUCUCUCGGCCAAGACACGGUGGUGGGUGUUUCGGUUGCAAUCUUGAUUAUACUAUUCGCAUUUCAGCGGUUUGGAACCGAUAAAGUCGGAUUUUCAUUCGCUCCGAUCAUCCUCUUAUGGUUCGCAGUUCUUACCGGAAUAGGCCUCUUCAAUCUGUUCAAGCAUGACAUUACCGUCUUAAAGGCACUUAAUCCACUCUAUAUCAUUUACUACUUUAGAAGAACUGGUAGAAAAGGUUGGAUCUCCCUAGGAGGUGUUUUCCUCUGCAUCACUGGUGAGAGUCCAUAAAUAUAUGUAUAUUAUAUAUAUUCCAUUAAAUUGCUCAUAAAAUAUGAAAUUUAAU